ACUGGAAGCAAAAGAAAGAGAGAGAGAGAGAGGCGGAAAGAACGAAGAAGGAAAAGAGAAGGGGGGGCUUCAGUCUAUUGAUCUUUAAAGGAGAAGAUGGUGAUGUUGUUGAACCAGUAUCUCUUCGGAGGGAUCGUGGCUUCGAUUCUAGGGUUCCUUCUCCUCUCGCAAUUCUUCCGCAGAGGAAAGAAGAACAAGGUCAAUAAUGAGGAGAAGAUGGCUGGCGAGGUUGUUGAGAUGACGUCAUCACGAGACGGGGAUUGUGGGUCCCGCGACGGGCCUGACGUUGUUGUCGUCGGCGCCGGAGUCGCCGGAUCGGCCCUUGCCUAUGCGCUUGGAAAGGAUGGGCAGCGAGUGCAUGUAAUUGAGAGAGAUUUGACAGAACCUGAUAGAAUUGUUGGUGAAUUGUUACAACCUGGAGGCUACUUGAAACUAAUUGAGCUGGGCCUUGAGGAUUGUGUGGAUGAAAUUGAUGCCCAGAGGGUACUUGGGUAUGCUCUUUUCAAGGAUGGUAAGGAUACCAAAUUGUCUUAUCCCUUGGAAGAAUACCAUUCAGAUGUUGCAGGUAGGAGUUUUCACAAUGGGCGGUUUAUUCAAAGGAUGCGAGAGAAAGCUGCGUCUUUGCCCAAUGUCCAGUUGGAGCAGGGAACUGUAACAUCUUUGAUUGAAGAGAAUGGGACAGUUAAGGGGGUGUCAUACAAAUCCAAAUCUGGUGAAGAACUCAAAGCUUAUGCACCUCUUACAAUUGUAUGUGAUGGUUGCUUCUCAAAUCUGCGGCGUGUUCUCUGCUCUCCAAAGGUGGAUGUACCUUCUUGUUUUGUUGGUUUGGUCCUUGAGAACUGUGAGCUUCCAUAUCCAAACCAUGGGCAUGUUGUCUUGGCUGAUCCUUCUCCGAUACUAUUUUAUCCUAUAAGCAGCACCGAAGUCCGGUGUUUGGUUGAUGUACCCGGCCAGAAAGUGCCUUCUAUAGCAAAUGGUGAAAUGGCUAAGUACCUGAAGACUGUCGUAGCUCCUCAGGUCCCAGCUAAGCUGCAUGAUGCUUUUAUUUCAGCCAUUGAUAGAGGAAGCAUAAGAACUAUGCCAAAUAAGAGUAUGCCAGCUGCUCCAUAUCCAACUCCUGGAGCCCUUUUAAUGGGGGAUGCAUUCAACAUGCGUCAUCCUUUAACAGGUGGAGGAAUGACUGUGGCAUUGUCUGAUAUAGUUGUUCUUCGAAAUCUCCUCAAGCCUUUGCCCAAUCUCCAUGAUGCUGCUUCCCUGUGCAAAUAUUUAGAAUCCUUCUAUACCUUGCGCAAGCCAGUGGCUUCUACGAUAAACACCUUGGCUGGUGCCUUGUACAAGGUAUUCAGUGCCUCACCAGAUCAAGCAAGGAAUGAGAUGCGUCAAGCCUGUUUCGAUUAUCUCAGCCUUGGUGGUGUGUUUUCCAAUGGACCUGUUGCUUUGCUAUCUGGUCUUAAUCCUCGUCCAUUAAGCUUGGUUUGCCACUUCUUUGCUGUUGCAAUCUAUGGUGUUGGCCGUUUAUUGCUGCCGUUUCCUUCUCCCAAGAAGCUAUGGAUCGGUGCAAGAUUGAUUUCAGCAGCUUCAGGGAUCAUUUUCCCGAUAAUAAAAGCCGAAGGGGUUAGGCAAAUGUUCUUCCCUGCAAGUGUUCCUGCAUACUAUAGAGCUCCACCUGUUAAAUGACAAAUGGAAACAGUGCUCCCAAUGCCGGGCGAUUUAAGUCAACUGUGUCUCAUUUGUGAAGAGUACAACUCAUAAUUCCCUAUAUUUGUAAUGGUACAUGUAUGUUAUUCGUUUUAACCUUGGUUGCAUUUAUCCUGGUUUUGGGACAUCCAAUAGUCAUGUUCCUGUUUUAUGCAUGUCGUAUUUGUAUUUAGACGGUAAUUUAAUGCACGGACGAUGUCAAGCAAAAUUGUGGUUCUUGUGCUGAAGGUCUUGAAAACUGUACAAAACGCAAAUUGAUAGGACAAAUUUCUAC
Asparagus officinalis (garden asparagus) is the source of this 1972-nucleotide messenger RNA. Its product is annotated as squalene monooxygenase-like. Gene Ontology annotation, cellular component: membrane; endoplasmic reticulum. Gene Ontology annotation, biological process: sterol biosynthetic process. The coding region runs from base 97 to 1677 and encodes 526 amino acids. Lineage: Eukaryota; Viridiplantae; Streptophyta; Magnoliopsida; Asparagales; Asparagaceae. The transcript is spliced from 9 exons. The record is from RefSeq and is a predicted model, not a curated record. Gene Ontology annotation, molecular function: squalene monooxygenase activity; flavin adenine dinucleotide binding.